Molecule: messenger RNA, 2628 nt
Organism: Suricata suricatta (meerkat)
Lineage: Eukaryota; Metazoa; Chordata; Mammalia; Carnivora; Herpestidae
Gene: SLC25A19
Product: solute carrier family 25 member 19
Exons: 8
Coding region: 175-1131 (318 amino acids)
Biological process (GO): thiamine pyrophosphate transmembrane transport
Cellular component (GO): mitochondrial inner membrane
Molecular function (GO): thiamine transmembrane transporter activity
Source: RefSeq, a predicted model, not a curated record
GUUCAAUUAGGGUUGCUGUGAGACCGCUUGAGGAGGUAGGAAGAGAAGCGCCCGACGCCGGGCCGCGCCCUUCGUGCCGGAUCAAUAUCAAGGCUUACUGGUACAAGAAGGAAAUCCAACAAGCGGAAAAAGUAAGCCUGAAACUGAUGGACGUGGUGCGGGCCAGAGGCAGGGAUGGUUGGCUAUGACCCCCAAGCUGAUGGCAGGAACAUCUCCAGUUCUGAGGCGGCAGUGGCUGGGUCCGUGUCCGGACUUGCCACUCGGGUGAUGAUCAGCCCCUUGGAUGUCAUCAAGAUCCGUUUCCAGCUCCAGAUUGAGCGCCUGUCUCGCAGUGACCCCGGUGCAAAAUACCACGGGAUCCUCCAGGCCGCGAGACAGAUUUUGCUGGAGGAAGGCCCGACAGCAUUCUGGAAAGGACAUAUCCCGGCCCAGCUUCUCUCCAUCGGCUACGGAGCUGUCCAAUUUCUGUCAUUCGAACUGCUCACCGAGCUGGUGCACAGAGCCAGCAAGUACGAUGCCCGCGACUUCUCCGUGCACUUCGUGUGCGGCGGCCUGUCUGCCAGCGCGGCCACCCUCGCCGUGCACCCCGUGGACGUCCUGCGCACCCGCUUUGCAGCUCAGGGGGAGCCCAAGGUGUAUAAAACCCUUCGAGGCGCCGUGGUGACCAUGUACAGGACCGAGGGCCCCCUGGUCUUCUACAAAGGCCUGAACCCCACCUUGAUCGCCAUCUUCCCGUAUGCCGGCUUCCAGUUCUCCUUCUAUAACGCCUUGAAGCACGUGCACGAGUGGCUCGUGCCCGCCGAGGGAAGGAAAAGCGAGAACCUCAAAAACCUGCUCUGUGGCAGUGGAGCCGGAGUCAUCAGCAAGACCCUCACGUACCCCCUGGACCUCUUCAAGAAACGGCUGCAGGUCGGAGGGUUCGAGCAGGCCCGAGCCACCUUUGGCCAGGUCCGCAGCUACAAGGGCCUCCUGGACUGCGCCCAGCAGGUGCUCCGAGAGGAAGGCCCCAAGGGCUUCUUCAAGGGCCUGUCCCCCAGUCUGCUGAAGGCUGCUCUCUCCACUGGCCUCGUGUUCUUCUGGUAUGAGCUCUGCUGUAACCUCUUCCACCGCAUGAAGAAGGCGGACAGCUAGCCCCGAGGGCAGGAAGGGCGGCCUCCGGAAGGAAGGAAGGUUCAUCCAAGAUCUCGCGCUGCACUGAGAGCUGCUGCUGCCCGCUCCAUCCCUGCCAGCGGCCUGGCUGGCACCAGAAGGGCAAGGAGAGCACAUCGGACCUGGUCUGUGGGGACACAGCCACGCUAGUCCGGGGCGUUUGCGGUGGUUUCUCUGUAGCCCACGCUCACAGGAAAGGCAGCAGCUGCUACUCGGGGUUCUGAGCCCCUUCCGCCCACAGGACUGUCCCUGCUCUGGGUAGGGCCUCGGCUGGCUCACCAGGGCUGGGAUUGGGCCCUUGGCAGGGGCCUGGUCCUCACGCAGAGGCUCUUACUCCUGCCUGUUAAGUUAAUACACACUGAAGCCAAAACACAUUCCUUAAUCUCACUCCCCUCUCCCCCUCCACCUCGCAUCCCUCCUCCUGAAGUACGCGGGAGGGGGCUGUUGCCUUCCUCAGGUUCCAUUUUUUCCAAGUAGUUGCAUUCCUCACACAGCUUUGCUUCUAGUUCUGGGGGAAGAAGUGGUCACUUUAUAACCUCCCCCCGACCCCAUGCCCAGAUCUUCAUGCCUUAAUUCCCGCUCAGGCUCUUCUCUCCCCUGGAUGAUGGAGCACAGGUGAGGGCCUCUGGUGGCCGGGGUGCAGGGGAGGGGGGGAGUUCCCAGCAGCCCGCAGGCAGUGGGGGAAUGUGCCGAUGGGGAGCUGUGGGUAGAAGUGGGGGGGCCCUUCUCCCCAGCCUACCUGGGAUCACUUCUCUUCCAUGGGGUAGGGGGAGGCUUACAGCUGGGCCAGUUGGCAUCAGCUGCCUGCUCAGGGUGCCCCAAGGUGCUGCAUAUCCUUUGUCACCCCAGAAGGGCCACAGCUCUGAAGCAGCCUUGUGAGUGGGAGGCAGAAGGAAAGGGUUGGACAGGCAGCCUCCUGAGGGCACAGUUGGGGAGUGGGGAGAUCAGCACAAGAAUCACAACAUCUACUCUUCUGCACACACAGGACAGACUACACUUAGUAGGGCGGGGGUGGGAGGGAAUCUGUAGAACACAAGCACCACCCUUUCCACCCAGUUCUGCCCCCUGCCCGCCCACGCAGGGCAGUCCAGCCUGCAGGGUUGGCUGUGCAGGGGGCGCUGGCGUGGAGGAGUGCGAGAGUCCCCUGCAGGACUGUACCUGCUCUCAGUCCGGGAUCUGGCUCCAGCCUCUGCAGUGACUUAGGAGGAAGGCACGGGCGGGGAGCAGCCUGUGUGGGUGUCGGGGCCCUUGGACUCCUGUCAUCAGAACUGUUUGGGCUCUGACCUGGGGCUUUGUGAUAUGUCUGGCACCCUGAGUCCUGAAGCUUCCCUGCUGUUGGCUGCUAAUUAUGAAGAUCUCGGCUGUGGGUAGGGUUUUGGGAACUGGAGGCCUGGGAUGGGGCUGCAGGAAAGCCGCUGCCUGAAUGUAUUUUUAAGGAAAUUCCACUUUAGUGGAAUAAAGUACACUUUAUUCUUUUCA